This is a messenger RNA of Trichoplax adhaerens, 972 nucleotides long. RefSeq lists its product as uncharacterized. The transcript has 8 exons. NCBI's taxonomy places the organism in Eukaryota, Metazoa, Placozoa, Uniplacotomia, Trichoplacea, Trichoplacidae. Gene Ontology annotation, cellular component: nucleus; cytoplasm. Bases 1 to 972 code for a protein of 323 amino acids. Gene Ontology annotation, molecular function: protein serine/threonine phosphatase activity. The record is from RefSeq and is a predicted model, not a curated record.
AUGUCUAAUGAACUGGAUAUUGAUGCAAUUAUCGCAAAAUUGCUGGAAGGUUUUGGUCCACGCAAUAUCAAAACCGUAAAUUUGACGGAAGAACAAAUUAGAAUGUUAUGCUUGAAGUCUCGUGAAAUAUUUCUGAGUCAGCCCAUUCUGUUAGAGUUGUCUGCACCGUUAAAGAUAUGUGGGGAUAUUCAUGGACAAUAUAACGACCUGCUUCGCUUAUUUGAUACGGGUGGUUAUCCUCCUGACUCCAAUUAUUUAUUUCUUGGUGACUACGUUGAUAGAGGCAAACAAUCAUUAGAAUGCAUAUGUCUACUUUUGUCAUAUAAGAUAAAGUAUCCGGAGAAUUUUUUCUUGCUACGUGGAAACCAUGAAUGUGCAAGCAUCAAUAGAAUAUACGGAUUUUUUGAUGAAUGCCGUCGAAGAUACAGUCAAAAAUUGUGGAAAACUUUCACUGAUUGCUUCAAUUGCUUACCAAUUGCUGCUAUAAUCGAUGAGAAGAUAUUCUGUUGUCAUGGAGGUCUAUCACCUGAUCUUCAAUCGAUGGAACAAAUUCGUAGGAUUUCUCGACCAACCGAUGUGCCUGAUACUGGUUUAUUGUGCGACUUACUCUGGUCUGACCCUGAUAAGGACUGUAACGGAUGGGGAGAAAAUGACCGUGGCGUAUCUUUUACAUUUGGAGGCGAUAUUGUUACAAAAUUUUUAAAUCGACAUGAUAUGGACUUGAUAUGUCGCGCUCAUCAGGUGGUUGAAGAUGGCUAUGAAUUUUUCGCUAAAAGACAACUAGUUACACUGUUCUCUGCUCCGAAUUAUUGUGGGGAAUUUGAUAAUGCUGGAGGAAUGAUGAGCGUUGAUGAAACCUUAAUGUGUUCUUUCCAUAUACUUAAACCGUCUGAUAAAAAGGCGAAAUAUCAAUACAGUGGAAUAAAUGCUAGACCAGGAACACCCAAGCUUGGUAAAUUAUACAAGAAGUAA